Camelina sativa (false flax) is the source of this 1084-nucleotide messenger RNA. RefSeq names its product xyloglucan endotransglucosylase/hydrolase protein 22. NCBI's taxonomy places the organism in Eukaryota, Viridiplantae, Streptophyta, Magnoliopsida, Brassicales, Brassicaceae. Gene Ontology annotation, molecular function: xyloglucan:xyloglucosyl transferase activity; hydrolase activity, hydrolyzing O-glycosyl compounds. The record is from RefSeq and is a predicted model, not a curated record. Gene Ontology annotation, biological process: cell wall biogenesis; xyloglucan metabolic process. Gene Ontology annotation, cellular component: cell wall; apoplast.
CCAUAAACCCUCAAAAACCACAAAACCAAAAACACACAAUACAAAGAAGAAGUCUACAAAACUCAAAACAUUCUCAAAACAACAAUGGCGAUCAUCAGUUACUUACUUCCUCUGUUUCUUUUACUUAUCAUCAUCUCCUCUGCUUCAGCUAAUUUCCAAAGAGACGUUGAGAUUACUUGGGGUGAUGGACGUGGACAGAUCAAGAACAAUGGAGAGCUUCUCACUCUAUCACUUGACAAAUCCUCUGGCUCUGGAUUCCAAUCCAAGAACGAGUACUUGUUUGGUAAAAUCGACAUGCAAAUGAAACUCGUCCCUGGAAACUCCGCAGGAACAGUGACAACACUUUACUUGAAAUCACCUGGAACAACAUGGGACGAGAUUGACUUCGAGUUUUUGGGAAAUUCAAGUGGAGAUCCUUACACACUUCACACAAAUGUCUACACUCAAGGCAAAGGAGACAAAGAACAACAGUUCAAACUCUGGUUUGACCCGACAGCUGAUUUCCACACUUACUCUAUUCUAUGGAACCCACAAAGGAUCAUCUUCACCGUCGAUGGAACUCCGAUUAGAGAAUUCAAGAACAUGGAGUCUCUAGGCACUCUGUUCCCCAAGAACAAACCAAUGAGAAUGUACUCUAGUCUCUGGAACGCUGAUGAUUGGGCCACGAGAGGUGGUUUGGUCAAAACCGAUUGGUCUAAAGCUCCUUUCACUGCUACCUACCGUGGGUUUAAACAAGAAGCUUGUGUUUGGUCAAACGGCAAGUCUUCUUGUCCUAAUGGCUCGAAACAGGGGACUACAGGCACCAGUGGCUCGUGGUUGUCACAGCAGCUUGACUCAACUGCUCAACAAAGAAUGAGAUGGGUGCAAAGAAACUACAUGAUCUAUAAUUACUGUACCGAUUCUAAGAGGUUCCCACAAGGUCUUCCUAAAGAGUGUUUAGCUGCGUAGAGAGGAACAAAAUUUUACUUUUUCUUUUUGUUGUUGUUGCUAUAAAUUUUAUUCAUUUAUUGUAGAUCACGUGAAUUUGAUUCGUUUGUAGUAUAUCAUAUAGUUUCGUUAAAGUUAUAAAAUAUUCUCUUUAUUA